This is a messenger RNA of Coprinopsis cinerea okayama7#130, 1801 nucleotides long. RefSeq lists its product as hypothetical. Lineage: Eukaryota; Fungi; Basidiomycota; Agaricomycetes; Agaricales; Psathyrellaceae. The coding region runs from base 1 to 1668 and encodes 555 amino acids. The record is from RefSeq and is a predicted model, not a curated record. The transcript is spliced from 7 exons.
AUGUCUUCCACAACCGCGGUCCCAGAAACUUUGAACGGCAACCCGCCGACCCUCAAGACCCCGAACGUGGUUUCAGAUGAACCGUCCAACGAAUGGGCCUCGAAUACCCUAGGCGCUAUUACCGAUGAUAAGACGAGUAGUACUACCACCCAAGAGAAGCCGCAACCAAAUGUCGAAGCGGACAUCGGGUACGUGAAAGGCGUGGCGGCCUCUGCAAUCGAGACUGCCAAGGAGUACGUCGGUGCUGCUGGCGACAAGGUAGCUCCAUACCUCCCACAGAGCGUCGCUGGCUAUGUUGGGAAAUCCCAUUCUGGCGAAUCCCACCCCGAACGGAACCCCAACCACGGCUUUGACGAUGUAUACGGUGAAUCCAUUGCCAAGUGUCCCGAGGAGCGCCGUCUUGAAUCUUUGCCUUCCCAUGACGACGAAUCCCAAACUCCUCUUGGUCAUUCAGGAGGAGUUGGCCGUCUUCCAGGCUCUUCUGAUGAGACUGGCGUGGCUGUCCUUCCAGACGAACGAAAGGGUGAAGCUGAGCCCAACCAUGGGUUCGACGACGUGUCCGGGGGAUCUAUCGCAAAGCUUCCUGAAGAAUCCCGCCUGGAAGUCUUGCCGUCCCGCGAUGACGACCGCCUGACUCCUCUCGGACAUACGGGAGGUGCUGGACCUUUGCCAGGCAGCAUCACUGAAGCCGGUGUCGCCGUAUUGCCAGACGAACACAAAGCCGGCGCCGCUGCAAGCUUGGAGCCGGACAGAACGAACCGCGAGCCCUUCACCACUACGCUCCCCAAACCCAAGGCCGAGCCUCAAACAGCUGGAGGACCCGUCGGACCAUCCACUCGUACCCAGUUCCUCGAUGCCAAACCACAAGAUCAAGAACACAAACCCUCGCCUCCACUCGAUAUGUCGCAAAAUGCGAGCACCAAUGCCAGCAUCAAGACCUUGCCCGGGAGCAAGCUCGGUGGCCAGAGCGACGAGGAGCUCGAGACGUUGCGGGAGCACACCUCUGGGGCUCCUAGGAGUGGCGCUGCGGGCGUCCAGGUUUCCCCCACUUCCCAUGGCAAGCCACACGACCGCGUCAAGGAGACAUUGACUGAAAAGCCUAUCGUGACGACGACGAACGUCCUCCCUGAAGCGACAGCCCAACCCAGGGACAAGCACACCGUCGAAGAUUCUCCUGCUACCAAGGGACUUGGGCAGAAACUCGACACUACUUCACCGAACAAGCCUGUCAACACUACUGCCCGGGAACAUCCCGUCGAAGGCAAUCGACCUCCUCCAGUUCCGGAGAAAGCACAGCCAGACGUACACCACCUCGACUCGGGUCGUGCGACCGCCGGACAUAGCACCACCGGUCUCACUGACUGGGAUCAUCCAACAAGAGUCCAGAAAGCUACCAGCACCCCCAACGCCGACGCCGCUACGUCCUAUCCCUCGGGAACAAAGCAUACCACUUCUGCGGGUGCUGCUGACCGAGGUGAACACGUCGGGUCUGGCGGCGCUGGAUUGUCCGCUGGUACAGCUCGACAACCUCGUGCUAGUCCUGGUAGUCCGCCGAAGAAGCACGGUUUCAUGGACAAGAUCAAGGGCGAGGCCAAGGUCAUCAGUGGCAAGUUGGGCAAGAACGAGAGCAAGGUCGAGGAAGGAAAGAAGCUGAUGGGGAAGAACUAAGUAAAUGACUGACUGAAUGUUUCUCUUUUUGACUUUCGAUGACCCGACGUACUCGUAACAAUACCUGCAAUUAUGCGCACCACUGUACUUUUAGUGCUUGCAUCCUUGUAAUUUUCAUUCGGUAUCUUGGUUU